Molecule: messenger RNA, 4055 nt
Organism: Bicyclus anynana (squinting bush brown)
Lineage: Eukaryota; Metazoa; Arthropoda; Insecta; Lepidoptera; Nymphalidae
Gene: tous
Product: cilia- and flagella-associated protein 57
Exons: 22
Coding region: 154-3954 (1266 amino acids)
Molecular function (GO): protein binding
Source: RefSeq, a predicted model, not a curated record
ACACCAAUGAAAGUGGAACAAUAGCCGCAAGUGACCCAGUCUACAGCAGUUGUCAUAACAACCGUAGCAGACGUCUUUCUUGUUAUGACUUUUACUUCAAACGAUUUUUAAUUUGGCGCUGAUGCUUGCAUUUUAUAGUUAUUAAUUAAGAAUAUGGCUACCGCGACACCGCCAAAUAUAUCAGCAAGGAUUUUCUAUGGCUUAAGAACGGAUAUCAAACAAAACGCCCACUACCUCACAGACUCCGAUAUUAUCUAUCCAGCCGGUGGUGUAAUAGUAAUUCACAACCAUAUCCAGAAGAAACAGAAGUUCAUCAGACUCCAGGACAAGCAUAAACCAAUUAAAUCAUUGGUAUUGGCUCCAAACAGACGAUGGCUGGCAUUAAACGAAAUAGCAGAAGAGGGCCAAAAGCCUAUCAUAACUAUUUACGACCUGACCACUUACAAGAGACGUAAAAUAUUAACUGUUCCAUUUGAAAACUCAACGGCUAGAGAGUUUGCGUGUGUUCAGUUCACGUUUGAUUCAAAAUAUUUAGUGGCGAUCACUGGAGAACCCGAUUGGUAUUUGUACUAUUACAACUGGGAUAAAGGAAAAGUAGAGAGCCAUGCUAAAGCCCAAAACCCUAGCGGUCAGGGAACCGUAGAAAGCGUACAAUGCAAUCCUUCGGACGCAACUCUUGUAGUUAUAACAGGUCCGUAUACAUUUCGGAUUAUGAACGUUUCGGAGACAGUGUGGCGGCAGUGGGGAUGGUGCAAGGCGGAAAAUAUAAAUAUAACUACUUGCAUGUGGCUGACUUCAGAUCGUAUAAUGUUCGGGACGGAUAAUGGAGUAAUCAUGAUGGUGGAAAACGGUGAAUUGAGACAGAACUGCAUUUUUCAAGCUAUUGAUGUAACAGAAAUGUCACUUAAAAAAGUCGACGUCGAGGCGGCGGAGGGCGAAAAGACCAGCACAACCACUGUAGAAGCAACCAGCAGUGAACAAGUUGUUGAAACAGAAUGUUAUCCUGUUGAACAUUUUACCAACUUCAAUAAAGGGUUUGCUUACGCUUGCGGCCCUGGAUAUGUUCACAUGUUUGAGAAAGAAUCCCCGCAUCAUUGGCGUAAAAGGAAUUUGUAUAGGAUUUCGAAAAAAUCAUACAAACAUACUCGAGAACAUCCACUUUGGUCGCCCCUUGACGCUAUACAACAUAUAACAAUUGAUCCAAAUCAAGAGACACUUCUUAUAACGACUCUCAGAAAACAAUUAUACUAUGUGAAACUAUUCGGACAGCAUAUGCUUCAGAAUCCAGAAAUCGCUUUUAAUGAACUAGGCCCUGCAAUGCAUUAUGGCCGUAUUAACUCCUUAUCCAUGUGCGCUUGGAAACCAAUAUUCAUGACUUCAGGUGAACAAGACAAGAGCAUUAGAAUAUGGAAUUAUAUGACGGAUGAUGUCGAAAUGAUUAAACUGUAUCAAGAAGAGAUUCAUUGCGUGUCUCUGCAUCCAACGGGACUUUUUGCUAUCGUAGGAUUUUCAGACAAGUUACGUUUCAUGGUGGUACUGAUCGAUGAUUUUGAAGUUAUGCGAGAAUUCCCCAUCCGGAAUUGCAAACGCGCAAAAUUCAGUACUAAUGGGCAUCUCUUUGCUGCUGUAAAUGGCCAAAUUAUACAGGUGUUUUCGUCCGUUUCGUUCCAGAAUGUUUAUAAUUUAAAGGGACACAACGGAAGAAUAACUAGUUUAGCUUGGUCUGCCAAUGAUUUGACACUGGUAUCGUGUGGCACAGAAGGAGCUGUUUACGAAUGGAACAUGUCUUCUGGGCAUAGAGUUGGUGAAGUUAUACUUAAAACGAAUCAGUUUAACGCAUGUGCAGCAAAUAGCAACGGAAAAACUACAUACUGUGUGGGCACAGACGGAGAAAUCAAAGAAGUUGGUUCAAAUACUAUUCGCAGAAAUUUAGGAUUGAUUGGAUGCGCUCUUGAUACGAUUGUACUAUCUCGUUCAGAUUUGAUGCUAUUUAUUACUGGUGGGGAAGGUGGGGUUGCUGCAGUUCAAUUGCCUUUAUUAGACAAGGCUAUCUUUAACGAAUUUCACAUGCACAAUAAGAAAGUAAUUGGCAUUGCUCUGUCGUAUGAUGAUCAAACAUUAGUAUCAGUUGCCGAAGAUUCUUCUAUUUGUUUAUGGAGACUAACUAAUGCUGAAGGACGAGCUGUUGCAUUGGAUAAAGAUUUUGCUUACUCUAAAGAGAUUUUAAUUAGCAAGAAGGAUUUACAAGAAAAAAUCAAUAGUAUAAACUUGCUAAGUACGAGGAUGAGUGAACUGGAGACCGAACACACAUACCAACUUCGUCAAGCAGAAGCUACACAAGCCGAAAAAUUAAAAGAAGUACACGAAGGAUACUGCGCCGCUAUUGAAGAGCUUAAAGAAAAGAACGAGCAAAUGGAAAACGAACACACCCACGAAAUAGGAAUGAUACAACAAGACAUUGCAAAACUGAGGUCUGGUCAUGAAAGAACUUUACAGGCGUUAGAAGCAGAUUUUAAUAUCAGACUUAUAAGCGAGUAUGAUAGGUAUCAGAGUCUAGAAGACAAAACUGCUCGGAUGAGGAAGGAUUAUGAACAAAGAUUGGAUGAUUUGGCAGAAAGUAAGAGACAAGCUCUAAGACAACUGAAUGAUAUGUUUGAAGCAAGGCUAGAAGAAAAAGACAUCCUACUUCAAGAGUUACAAGAACAAGCUGAUUUGGAAAAAAGGGAGCACGAAACGAUAAAAUCCUCCAUAGAAGAAGAUGCAGACCGAGAAAUUAUCGAAAUAAGAACGGCAUACGAAGUUCAACUUAAAGAAGAAAAAGAUGCUAACGUGAGAUUAAAAGGAGAGACGGGUCUAAUGAAAAAGAAGUUGAUAUCAGCAAACAAAGAAAUAGAUGAAUUCAAGCAUCAAAUAUCACAACUAAAAGCUGAGCACAAACAGUUCCAAAAAGUUAUUUCUACUUUAGAACGAGAUGUAGCUGACCUAAAAAAAGAAAUAUCCGAAAGAGAUGGCACAAUUCAGGAUAAAGAAAAAAGAAUUUACGAAUUAAAGCGUAAGAAGCAAGAAUUGGAAAAAUAUAAAUUCGUAUUAAAUUUUAAAAUAACGGAAUUGAAAAAUCAGAUAGAGCCCAAAGAGCAGGCAAUACGAGAGUUGAAGGUUCAAAUUGAUGAUAUGGAGAACGAAGAACUUAAAUUAUUGAAUACAAAACAUGAUCUUGAACUCAAGAUCAAUCAGUUAAAUGAAAAAGUUGCGUCAGCUAAGAAAGAUUUUCUACAUGAAGCAAACCGGAACAUGACUUUAAAAAAUACCCUAAAGAAAAUUAAAAUUGACCUACACAAUAUGACGGCAAACUUUCAAGAUCCUACACAGUUAAAACUUAGCGUGAAGGCGCUGUUCCAAAAAUAUGUGGAGGAUAUUGACUUCUUACGCAGUCGAGAAGCUGAAGAUGAGGCUAUUAGAGAGUUUAAUCGACAACGUGAACACCUUGAGAAGCAAUUGGCUGGACUCAGGGCGCAAUUAGCAAAGUCGCUGGGCGGUGCGAAGGGUGACAUCAGGAAAAUUAUGGAUGAAAAUUGCACUUUACUAGGAGAGAUCAACAAUUUGAGGAUAGAAUUGAAAUCUACGAGGAAUCGGUGCUUUCAAAUGGAGUCCAUACUCGGUCUUUCAGCGCGUUAUAUUCCACCUACCACAGCGCGCGCUAAACUGAAACACAUCACCGAGGAUCGAGAGAAAAUUGAUGAGAAGUUUAAGCAGAAAAUUGAGGAAAGAGAAGAAAUUAUCGUUGCUCUGAAAGAAGAGAAUGAACGUUUACUAGCCAAGGUCAGAUGUUUGGAUGACGAGGCUACUGGUGAACCCCUAGAUUUUAAUGUUAGAUAUUCUCUAACCCAACGUCCAAAUGUAGAAUCAGCACCUGCUCAAGAUGAUGAAGCUGAAGAUCCUCCAGACGCAACAUGAUCUAUUUGAUCACGUGGAUUGAGAUAAAAUUAUUACCAUAACUAUUAUAUAGAUUUAGUUUAUAUUUGGGAUUAUUAGAAAGAGUAGUAUUAUUAGAUUGA